Molecule: messenger RNA, 1623 nt
Organism: Acytostelium subglobosum LB1
Lineage: Eukaryota; Evosea; Eumycetozoa; Acytosteliales; Acytosteliaceae
Exons: 2
Biological process (GO): regulation of transcription by RNA polymerase II
Cellular component (GO): RNA polymerase II transcription regulator complex
Molecular function (GO): DNA-binding transcription factor activity, RNA polymerase II-specific; RNA polymerase II cis-regulatory region sequence-specific DNA binding
Source: RefSeq, a predicted model, not a curated record
AUGGAUAACAAUAAUAUAAUGUUUGAUAACUUCCUGUCGAGCUACUCAACUCAGGCCUACCACCAGUUGCCAACAUCGCCAGACUUUAAUCAACUACAGCAACAGAACCAACUGACACCAACUGGCAGCAACAGCUGUAGCAGUCUGGACGAUUGCCUACUAUAUACUACCAGCUCUACCUACAAAGAGGACUGCUAUAAGGAAGCCUCCGACGCAUUCUACUCGGCCACCACCAUGGCCAUGUCCAUGUCCAUGUCCUGUCCAUCGUCGGCCACCUCCACCACCUCACUGUACGACUGCUGUGAUGACCAGAUGCUGGACAGGACAUCCCAGGACUCAUUCUACUCCUAUGAGUUGGACUUAUCGACUUCGUCCCUCAUGAACCAUGACAGUGGCUGCAGCAGCAGUGUCCAAACCACGCCCAUCCAAGGCUCAUACCAACUUCAUCAACAAAUACUCCUACAACAACAACCACUCCAACAACAACAUGUACAGCAGCAGAAGCAACAACAACAGCAACAGUUCAGCUUCCUGCCUUGGAACCAACAACAACCAUAUAUGUUGUCAUCAUCUGACAUCGUCCCGACACUUUAUCCCAUUAGCCCCAUCGAGACGUUCUCCUCGCAAUCACAUGAUACUCUCUCGGUAUAUGAUCUAAACAACACGCUCAAGCUGGUCAACCAUUGCACCAGUGACGGCUCCUCCGACAACCAACUACUCCCCGAUGUACCAUUAUCACCCUCCGAAGACUCAUCCUCCACCUCCUCCACGCCCGCCAACAGCAGAAGUGGUGCCGCCUCGCCAAAGAUACCCGACCAACAACAACAACAACAACCGUAUACCAUAUCGCCAUCGUUUGUAGAACAACAACGUAUGGCACAUGAACAACUCUGCGCCUCACCUAAGUCAGAGGUGCCCUCGCCAAUCCCCGAAGCCCCACUCAGCCCAUCCAAGCCAAAGAAGCUAAUAGAUAUCUGUGACCUGUUCAUCAAGGAGCACACGGCCAUGGUGAGAGACGGUGGCAAGCGACAAGUGUUCAUUGAUGCCUUUGCACUGAAGCACAGCGUCGACUUGACCAGGAUGUACUCGAUACUCCAUGUGAUGAAGUGUAUUGGCAUCAUCGAGAAGCGUGGCCACAACUCCUAUCACUGGCUGGGCAUGAACAACAUUCGUCCAUCUAUCGAGGCCAUCUUCCACUCGACCCACAACUACCUCACUGGCGAACUCGAGUUUGUCUGUGACAAGUGCAAGGCCAACUAUGAGCGCAAGCUCUCUGGACAGUCAUGCAACACCGAAGGCUCUGGCGCCUGUCCAUCCCCCAUGAACGAUGCCAAGCUCAAACAAAACACCAAGCUAAGUCUGAUAUACAAGCAGUUCAUCAAGUUAUUCUUCCUCAAUGAUACUGUCUCUUGCAAGAAUGCCAAGGAGAUAUAUCAUACUCAUUUGACAACGGCCAAGUCCCGAAGACUGUACGACAUGGCACUCAUCUUGGACAGUAUUAAUUUAAUUACCAAGACUGUUAGUCCAGGCAAGAACAAGAUCCAGUACUACAAGUGGAAUGGAUCGCCCACCUUGGACGAGUUGAGAGAGUCCAGUUGUCUGCCCUACCUCAACCAGACCCUU